CCUGGACAGAGAACCAUCAGAUCAAAUUAGGCAUCGACCAUUAUUCCCUCCCCUUCCCCGCCGACGAACCGCGAUUGACAUCCGGCUCAACAGUCAAGACAAUCUCAUCAUUACAGCCUAGCCGAAGCGUCCACCGUCUCCUACCGCUUUUAACGGCGCCAAGUCGAUUUGCACAUUUGACCACUGCCAGGGUCCGGUCCGAGGCCAGGUUGAGCAGAUUCAACAUUGCCAUACAAACACUGGCCUCGCUGUUCCAAGCCGGAACCAGCCAAUAUACCUAGCUCAUUCAUCCACAGCGUUCUGUAGACCAUUUGAAUCGACGAAACCACAGACCACGCAAUCUUGGCCCUCGCACAAUCCGUUGGGGGUUUCCAAGCUAUCCGGCCUCAGCGCUCAAAACACCGUCGGCCCACGAUCAUCUUACCCAUCACGACGCCAACAUCACGACGCGAACACGAAAGCACGAUAGUAUACUGCGACGGCGAGCUUCUUGCUUAGACAUAAUCCAGCGACUCACAAUCCUACCGUACCCAUAGACUGACUGGUUAUCGACUCGGCUGCACGCUCACCGCACCGCACCCCGCGCCUGGCGUUCUCUCUCACCAUCGCCCUUCACAAUGAUGCAAAACCCGUAUCUAUAUGCUCACCACCAGCAGCACACCCCGCAGGGUGACUCUGCGUGGAUGCACCAGCAGACAACGCAUCACCAGCAUGCCCAGCAAGCCGCCGCCGCUGCCGCCGCAUCUGUCGCCCAGCAGCAUCAUUACAGCCGCAUCGCCUCAGCACACUCGGCAGCAAAUGCGGCCGGUCUGGUCUCGGCCGCUCACGCUGUCGGCCAAGAGGGUGGCAUGGACGCUGGGGUGUCCGAGGAUAAUCGCAGGACCCUGGCCUACAUCGCAGACCUGCUAAACGAAAACACCCGCGAGGCCGCGCUGCUCGAGCUCAGCAAGAAGCGCGAGCAGGUUCCCGAGCUAGCGCUUAUCCUGUGGCACUCGUUUGGUGUCAUGACUUCGCUGUUGCAGGAGAUCAUCUCAGUAUACACGCUACUUAACCCAUCCCAGCUUACCGCGGCGGCUUCCAACAGGGUCUGCAAUGCUCUGGCCUUGUUGCAAUGCGUCGCAUCCCACAAUGAGACUAGGACUCUCUUCCUGAACGCGCACAUUCCUCUUUACCUAUAUCCGUUCCUCAACACAACGUCAAAGUCAAGACCAUUCGAGUACCUGCGUCUUACUUCACUCGGUGUUAUCGGAGCACUCGUGAAGAAUGACUCUUCUGAAGUCAUCAACUUCCUUCUCACAACGGAGAUUAUCCCUCUCUGCCUGCGGAUUAUGGAGACUGGCUCGGAGCUUAGCAAGACCGUAGCCAUCUUUAUCGUCCAGAAGAUCUUGCUGGACGACAAUGGGCUCAACUACAUCUGCGCGACUUACGAACGCUUCUACGCUGUUGGCACUGUCCUAAGCAACAUGGUGGCUCAGCUCGUCGAGCAGCAAACGGCGCGCCUACUCAAGCACGUUGUCAGGUGUUUCCUGAGACUGAGUGAUAACGCCAGAGCCCGCGAAGCCCUCCGACAAUGCCUUCCAGACCCCCUCCGAGAUGCUACGUUCUCGUCGGUUUUGCGCGAUGACGCCGCUACGAAGCGCUGCCUCACCCAGCUUCUGAUCAACCUUGCCGACAACGGGGGCGAGCCAGGAACUGGACACCACGGUCUGUGAAGAAACGCAAACUGAUCAACGUCGAGCCCUCAAUAAUGGCAAUCGUUCAUUGUCAAAUCAUAAGCUCACGGGCGUUGAUUAUCCGGCACAUGAAAACUGGAACCAUCCACAUUCUUCGAGGCUUCGCCUCACAACACGAUACCGCAAUAAUGGCUAUAUCGACUUAACCGAUACCGAGAUCCAUGGCGGCCAAUGCAGUGCUCUCUACGGCACCACGCACAUAAGCAAACUUAUGAGAAAGAAAAAAAAAAGAGCAUACUCGGACGUUCCAGGCGUACUAGCAUUCUUUUCUGGGUUGCAUUGAGCUUUUCUUUUACCCAUACCCUUCCCUCUUGGCAUGACUUAUUUUCCACCCUCAUUACAGGCACGACUACACACGAUGAACGCGCCUUGUUUUAUUCAUAUCAUGUUGCUUUAUUCUGUGUGGCUUUAUAUCACUCACGUAUCCUGCAAGGCUCAAACAUUUUGUAAUGUGCUGUGCUUUUCGCGGCUAUUCUACUCUACUCGGAUCUGACAGAUCUAUACUACUUGUACGUCUUCACGGGUUAUACUGGGUCUUCACGUUUAUGAGUGGUGUACGGGCAAGUGGCUGUGACCUUGGGUUAAGUGAUCCUGGGACUGACCACGCGGUAAGCUCUGUGGUGCUCUGUCACUGUCUCUUCAUGUCUAUCUUGUAUUGCACUGCCUUCACUAUUCUCUGCAUAUCCCUAGUUGAGGAGGGGGGAAAGGUUGUUUAGAGGUUAUACCCUUGGUUGCGGUGGCUUUUUUUGUCAUUCACUUUAUCAUCGGCGUUGGACAAGAGCAAAAAAGAAAACUAAUGUCUGCUGUGCUAUGUGGGUGGGUGGCGAAUGUUCCUCACUCGGCCAGAAAGACGACUGGGGGUAGGGAUCACUAGUUCUUAUCCGUCCCAAAGUUCUGUUCUGGCACUUCUGUAUAACAAACAAAAAAACCCGAAGUGUAACUUUGCUUCUUCGACUUGUAGAUAAAUUAAACUAUAGUAACAUCAAUCAUGACGAUUCUAUAUCCUAUGCAGG
Molecule: messenger RNA, 2746 nt
Organism: Pyricularia grisea
Lineage: Eukaryota; Fungi; Ascomycota; Sordariomycetes; Magnaporthales; Pyriculariaceae
Exons: 4
Coding region: 618-1712 (364 amino acids)
Biological process (GO): negative regulation of translation; mRNA catabolic process
Cellular component (GO): CCR4-NOT complex; CCR4-NOT core complex; P-body
Source: RefSeq, a predicted model, not a curated record